UCUAUCUCUCUCACUCUUUUUCAAGGCAUUGCCCGUAAUUGACAAGCAGCGCGCAGUGUGACGUUACGUCGUUCGCUUUCUGUAACCUCAAAUUUUAAUGAACCACGCAAAGACGCAAAUGACAUCUUCCUUGUAGUGACACAACGUACACUUAAAUUGCACAUACUUUUUCAUUGUAUAAAAGGAUAUUACGUGCGUAUACUCACUCAAACACGUUUACGUUAUAAUAUUUUUCAAGUGGUCAAAUAAUAUCCGUUGUACGGUCUUCCUGUGUCGUUUGUUCUUCCGGAUGAAAGAGACGAAAGAGAAUUUAUUAGUACGUAUUUGUAAAUGUAUUUAAUUAUUGUUAAAGAUCUUUGAGUAUUUUUGAUUGAUAUUUAUCCAUUUAACUCUCUUUCUCUCUCUCUCCCCCCCCCCUCUCUCUAUCUAUCUAUCUAUCUAUUUAUCUAUUUAUUUAUCUAUCUAUCUAUCUAUCUAUUCUCUUUCUAUUCUCUUCCUAUUCUCUCUUAUCUUUAAUUCUAUAUGUACGUAUGUAUGAACAAUAGGCAACUUCAUCAUACUCAAUUGAAUUGAUAUAUUUGAAAAUCUGUAAAACAGUCAUGCGACGAACGUGGUUGUAAGAUUUAGAUAGAGAUUAAUUUUUGUAGUUUUAUUCUAUAUGCUUUUCGCUUUUAUCUAUGUAUGGGAAAUUUAUCAAUGAACACAUUGAACGGUCAUCGAAGAAGAAGAAGAAAGAAAGCUUUGUAGCAGAUACGAACAUUGGCCUUUUUUCAUUAAUUAUACAGAAUUUAAACGAUAUCGAAUAAUAUCGUUUAAACCUAAUUUCGAUGAUUUCGUGAUUAUUAAAGAAAAUAUAUUGUGCGGUAGAAUGAUUUAAAAUUGAUAAUGAUGUCAUAUAAUAAUAGAGAGAUAAUAUUAGACUUUUCCAAUGGAUAAAAUUUUGCAAAUGGUUGCAAAAUAAAUUUGAAUCUGUUAUAAUGAAUCAACUAAGGGAAUAUCGAUCAGUUUAUUAAAUUUUAUAUGUAAACAAGUGGAUGCCCAUUUAAUAAUCUCAAAAAUGCAGCAGUGCUGUGUAAGCCACCAAGUUCAAUUAUGGCUUUUACUAUUACUACUUUGUGUCGCAUAUUGUGGUGCAGACAUUUUAGUAUUCUCAGCAGGUACCAGAUAUCAGGUAGAUGAUGAAUUUAGAGAUAUGCCAGCAAGAUUUGGUGGCUUUAUACCAUCUGAAGGGAUUAAGGGCAUGGUUGUUUAUGCUGAUCCUCCUAAUGCUUGUCAUGAAAUAAGUGGCCCUCCAAAUGAUACAAGUUAUGAAGGGAGUUGGAUAGCUUUAAUUGCUCGGUAUGAGUGUAAGUUUGAAAUUAAAGUGCGAAUGGCACAAAAGGCUGGUUAUGAUGCUGCCAUUAUACAUAAUGUGAACAGCGAUGAGUUAGAACCAAUGUCAGCCGAAAAUCCAUUAGGAAUAAAAAUACCAUCUGUUUUUGUUAGUGAACGAACAGGAUUAAUUAUAAAAAAAAAUUAUUUGUAUGAUCAAUUAUAUUUUGUAUUGAUUAAUGACGAUCUACCAUUUAAUAUUAAUACACAUUUGCUUUUGCCAUUUGCAAUUGUUGUCGGAAUAUGUUUUUUAGUCAUGGUUAUUUUUAUGAUUGUCAGAUGUAUUAAGGACAGAAGAAGGCAACGUAGACAUAGAUUACCAUAUUCAAGUUUAAAAAAAAUGCCAACUCAUAAAUAUACAAAAGGUGAUCCUUAUGAAACAUGUGCUAUUUGUCUAGAUGAUUAUAUGGAAGGAGAAAAAUUAAGAGUGUUGCCUUGUGCCCAUGCUUACCAUAGCAAAUGUAUUGAUCCUUGGUUGACAAAAAAUCGUAGAGUAUGUCCAGUCUGUAAACGAAAGGUUUUUGCAGCAGACGAACAAGUUAUUACAGAUGAAAGUGAUUCAGAUGCUGAUGACUCAACUCCUUUGAUACGAGAUGGCUAUCAAGGUACUCAAGGGGGAACUUUCAUACGUCAAAGAGAAAAUCCUUUUAAUAGAUCUAGGAGAACGCAAAAUAGGCAGGAUAUGAAUAAUUCUAGCAGUGGCUCAGAUUCUGAGCCAUUUUCAACAACAUCUGAUGAUGAUGGUAGUAUAAGUACUGGGGAGCCUUCUGGUGGAAUAGUUUUCAUGGUUUCUGACUCACAUAGCAUUAAUGGCGAGUUGCAAGAUUUAGAACGAUCUGUAAGCAGUACGAAACCACAUACGGUUAACUUAUACACAGAAACACAAGAAUUUCCUGUUCCUGUUGUACAAAUCACACCAAUCCGACAAACAAGGAUUUUAGUGAAUUCAACAACUUUAAAUCCUGAUCACCUUGCCAUAGCUGCAGACAAUAGAAGUGCAAGUACAACUUCUAUUGAUUCUGAAAGAAAUGAUGUUGCAGCAUAAUAAUAAUUAAUUGAAAAAUUAGAUCCACUAUCUUUGGUCAUCUUAAAAAUUACUGACAUGAAAUAUUAGCAAGUUUGCUACAGGAUAUGGAAAAUAAUAAUUUGCUAAAGAUAUUUUUUGACAUGUUAUUUUACCUCAAGGGACUGUAACAUCAAAUAUAUUUUUCUGCAGAUUUUUUCUGUAUUCUGUUAUAAGAGGUGAUACACAAAUUGCUUAUACUGAUAUAUUUUUGCUUACAUUGAUAUAUAUCUAUCUUGUUAUAACUUAUAACUUAUUAUAUAUAAAAUCAAACAUAUUAUUAGGAUUUUUUAAUUAUGUUGUAGAAAUCAUCACGUGACAUUUAGUUUAAUUGGAAGGAUUAUUGAUUUCACAGAGUAUCAUUAAUUAAUUAAUUAUAAUCAGUUAAAAUAUUGGUAUAUAUAUAAAGUAUUGGAUAUAUGUAGUAAUACUGAAAAUGUGAUAUAAACCGAAUAUGAUAUAUCCUGUUAAUGUUAUGCUUUGCACUGAUUAGGAAAUAUGGGAAUAUCGUCUUGUAUAGUACCUAUUACUUUAUAAUUGUUUAGAUCUAUUUAAACAUACAUAUCCAUAAUGAUUUUAAUUAAAAUUUCCAUUUUACUUUACUUGCA
Vespa velutina is the source of this 3042-nucleotide messenger RNA. RefSeq names its product E3 ubiquitin-protein ligase RNF13-like. Gene Ontology annotation, cellular component: nucleoplasm; cytoplasm. Lineage: Eukaryota; Metazoa; Arthropoda; Insecta; Hymenoptera; Vespidae. Bases 1058 to 2416 code for a protein of 452 amino acids. The record is from RefSeq and is a predicted model, not a curated record. The transcript is spliced from 8 exons.